CGAUGUUGCUCUCUCUAUAAAUGGCGCCCUCCUCUGGUCAUUCUUCAUCACCAAUCUCACAACCAAAGCACUUGCAAUUUAGUUAUUUCCCCUUUAAUUCCUAUUUUCUGCUUAUCAAGUUUAAUUUAUUCCUCCUCCUCCAAUGGCAAGUGUUGAUGAGACUGCAGCAGCAGCAGCAGCACAAGUAGUAGAGCCAACUCCUGCAGCAGAGGCACCAAAAGAAGAGCCAAUAGUAGUAACUGAAGCUCCACCAGCAGCAGCACAAGAAGCUGCUGCUACUGAAGAAGUUAAGCCACAAGAACCUGGUGUUGAAGGGAAACCAGCUGAAGCUGUUGAGGAAAAACCAGCUACCACUGAAGUUCCAGUUGAAAAGAUAGAAGGAUAAAUAGAGAGUUUACUGUUAGUGAAUCGUUAUUGUAUUAUUAUGCUUUGACAAACAUGCAUGUUUGUUUCUAAGCAUAAUAAGGUUUGGUUGUGAGUGGUGUUGUCUUUUUUUUUUGUUUUUUUGUUUACUACCAGCUAGCAAUUACUUGAGAGUGCUAGCUGCUUUUGGUUUUAGAAAAUGGAGAGGGUUGGUUUUUCCAGUCCUAGAUAUGGAUGAUCAGUUUGUCUGUCUACUCACUUGAUGAUGAAGAUGAGAUUUGAUCUCUGCAGUUGAAUAAGAAUUGCCUUCUUCUUUGAA
Lycium barbarum (goji berry) is the source of this 682-nucleotide messenger RNA. RefSeq lists its product as uncharacterized. Bases 143 to 385 code for a protein of 80 amino acids. NCBI's taxonomy places the organism in Eukaryota, Viridiplantae, Streptophyta, Magnoliopsida, Solanales, Solanaceae. The record is from RefSeq and is a predicted model, not a curated record. The transcript has 2 exons.